Aspergillus niger is the source of this 1251-nucleotide messenger RNA. RefSeq lists its product as uncharacterized. The record is from RefSeq and is a predicted model, not a curated record. The coding region runs from base 1 to 1251 and encodes 416 amino acids. The transcript has a single exon. NCBI's taxonomy places the organism in Eukaryota, Fungi, Ascomycota, Eurotiomycetes, Eurotiales, Aspergillaceae.
AUGGGCUGGUUCCCGACAACGCUCGAUUCCGAAGCACAGAGCUGGCGGUUUGAUAUUGUCUCUCUUUUAGCCGUCAUCGGAGGAUCUUCCAUCGAAAAGCAUAAGCAGGCCAUCACAGCAUCCCCUUUUGCCGGGUUCCCACGUAUCCUACCCGCACCGGAAUCGCUGCUGGAUACAGAUCGGCCCAACCGGCUUCCCUCUGUCAAAGAAGUGACCAUCAUUGGCGUCUAUUCUGGUACGCACUUCAGCGAACUCAAUUUCUUCGCCAAUGUCAUUCACAAACUCGAGGAGUUGGAGGAGUACGAGUUCCAAUCCUACAGAAUUACAUAUCAGGAACCAGAGAAGGACACCAUUGAAAGCGCAUCAGAGGAAGACGAUGUCGAGAGAGGAGGAAAGCCGAAUGAUGCUGAGCAAGAAGAACAUCCGGACGAAGGAACGAGAGAGGUUAUCGUCCCUUUGAAGUCGCUCAGUGCGUUGAAUCUAGUGACGUUGAUCUCGAUCCUAAUGACCAUCGGGCUCUUCAUCUGGGCGGGUAUGAUCCACGACGGCGUGGCUCUCGUAGCCCUCGCUGCCAUGUCGUUGUCUACCAGCGCUGCUUGUCUAUCUGCCCAAUGGUAUCCGAGGCUAUCUACCCGUACGACGAAAACCAAGGUGAUAAAGGGUGACAUUGUCAUGAAGACGCGUAACGGGGCUUUUAUAGUGGUCGAAUGCUCUGAAGAGAUAACGAGAGAGCUGUACGGUGGAGCAGAAAGCUGUCGCUACGUGUUCAAGACCCGAGGCCACCAAGCACUCCUGGCCUGCAGCACAGUCCUUCUCAUGGCGGCAAUCAUUCUCUUCAGUAACUGCGGAUGGACGAUGCAAAUUGCCGUCGGUGUCGCAUACAUUAUCCUUAAUAUUCUCUAUUUCGGCCUGGCCCUGCUGAUGGACCCAGGGAAAAUGUGGGAUUUGAGCCGAUAUAAGGUGGAGCCAAUCAGAAGAGAACAAACGAAGAACUACACUAUGGCCUUGUGGGAGGCUAUUAAGGAGACCAAGGAAACUGAUUGGGUCCGAAACGGAGGCCUGGCUCCGUCGACACAUGCCUGGGAUGAAUGGUUAAAGCAGGCUAAAUACAAAUGCGACCAUCCGAAGACAGAUUGGCACCCCGAAAAGGCCAGAAAUCAGUUGAUGUCGCAGACUACGUCUACUGCUGAGUCUGCUACGCCAAUGGAGGGACAGCAACGUGCCCCGCCACAAAUGUCAGCUAGCAAGUAG